Molecule: messenger RNA, 918 nt
Organism: Catharus ustulatus (Swainson's thrush)
Lineage: Eukaryota; Metazoa; Chordata; Aves; Passeriformes; Turdidae
Product: UDP-glucuronosyltransferase 1-6-like
Molecular function (GO): UDP-glycosyltransferase activity
Source: RefSeq, a predicted model, not a curated record
AUGAUAACUCUCUGGUUCACUCCCACUGAAAUGGCUCUUUUUUUCGGUGGUACCUGGAUAUUUCUCCUCCUGACACUGUCUUUAAUGCUGGCUGAAGGUGGCAAGAUCCUGGUGGUACCUCAGGAUGGAAGUCAUUGGCUCAGCAUGCGCCCAGCGGUGGAGAAACUGCAGCACAAGGGACACAAAGUUGUUGUGGUUGAGCCCGCAACGAGUCUGUAUAUGAAGUCAAAGGAGCCUCAGAAUUACACAGUGAAAGUGUACCCAAUACCUUAUACGGAUGAAUACUUGGGUGAAAUGCUCAAGACAUUUGUUAAUGCUCAUUUCAUUGAACAAUCUGUUUGGAAUGUUGUUCUUACCUCGUACCAAAGCACAAUAGAAAUUUCCUCGGUCUUCUUCACCAACUGUAAGAGCCUUCUGCAGAAUGAGGAGCUGAUGCAGUUCUUGAAAGAGAGCAACUUUGACGUGGUUUUCACUGAUCCCAUCCUGAUGUGUGGGCCCCUGGUGUCUGAGUAUCUUUCUGUUCCUUCCGUCUACUUCCUGCGGGGCUUUCCCUGUGGAAUGGAUUCUGCUGCUACCCAGUGUCCAAGCCCUCCUUCCUUUGUGCCCAGGUUAUUCUUGGAUAAUUCAGACAGCAUGAUGUUUUCCCAAUGGGUGAAGAACAUGCUGGUCAAUCUGCUGGAGCUCUUCUACUGUAAGCCUAUUUAUGAUAAAUUUGAAGAACUUGCAUAUGAGCUUUUCAAAAAGAAAGUGACAGCAACAGAACUCCUGAGCCGUGGAUCCUUGUGGCUGAUGAGAUACGAUUUUGUGUUCGAGUUCCCCAGACCAGUGAUGCCAAACAUGGCUUUUAUUGGAGGGAUUAACUGUGCUCAGAAGAAAAAUCUGUCCCAGGUUCAAAAUUCUGUUUGUUUUUUAUAUUGA